AUGGCCGACAUGUCCCAAAGAACCCAGCAGGCAGUGGACACAGCCAGGGAGACGGUCAUGGCCGGUGCCGCCGAGGCCGGGCGCGUUGGACGCCGCAUUGUCAAGAUGAUAUGGGAUCCGCAACCAGUCAACGACCGAACCGCCAACAAGCCUGUCUGGUGCCUGGGAUACUCUUAUACCCACGAGUCUCCCGCCCGCACCGAGUCCGCCUCGGACGCCGCAGCUCGCUCCGAGGCCGCGCCCCCGACGACGCCAUCGGCCACUGCAUCCCGCCCAGCCCCAGAUGCCGCCCCCGAAACCCCUCCCGACUCGGGUUCGAGCAGCGUCUCAUCCUCGUUGGCUUAUGAGCCCUCGGCUGAAGACAACGGAUGGCCUCCCUCUUUCAUGGACGACUUCGAGUCCCGAAUAUGGAUGACCUAUCGUUCUAAUUUCGAACCUAUUGCCAGGUCUUCGGACCCAAAGGCUUCUGCCUCUCUCUCCUUUGCUAUGCGGCUCAAAAGCCUCGCCGACCAAAGCGGGUUCCCCUCCGACACAGGCUGGGGUUGCAUGAUACGCUCGGGGCAGAGUCUGUUGGCCAAUACUCUAUCGAUCUGCCAACUCGGCCGCGGUGAGAUCCUAGUUCCUGGUCGUUGGCGCCGAGGUACGGCUGACCGUGAGGAGCGUGAACUCCUGGCUCGCUUCGCCGACGACCCGCGGGCCCCCUAUUCUAUCCACAACUUCGUCAGACACGGCGCUGUGGCAUGCGGGAAAUACCCCGGCGAGUGGUUCGGGCCAUCGGCAACAGCACGGUGUAUUCAGGCUCUGGCCAGUUCAAACGAGCCGUCGCUACGUGUCUACUCGACAGGUGACCUGCCUGAUGUCUAUGAGGACAGCUUCAUGGCAAUUGCGAAGCCCGAUGGCGAGACGUUUCAUCCGACUUUAAUACUUGUGGGAACACGGCUGGGUAUCGACAAGAUCAACCAAGUCUAUUGGGAGUCACUGACGGCUACGCUCCAGCUGCCGCAGUCCGUGGGCAUUGCUGGCGGCCGCCCGUCACAGUCACACUACUUCGUCGGGGCGCAGCAGGCAGGCGACAAUUCCGAGCCAGGGUCCUACCUUUUCUACCUCGAUCCGCACUUCACCAGACUUGCCUUGCCCUUCCACGAGGACGUUGAAAAGUACUCAAAGGAGGACAUCGACUCGUGCCAUACGAGACGACUGCGUAGAUUGCACGUGCGCGAGAUGGAUCCCAGCAUGUUGAUCGGGUUCCUGAUCAGCGAUGAGGACGACUGGGAUGCGUGGAAAGACUCGGUAAAGUAUGUCCAGGGCAAGGCCGUCAUCAGGGUCUCGGAACAUGAUCCCGCACGAGGUCUCCCCGUGGAGCGGGAGGGCGCUAUUGACGAAGUUGAAACGCUGAGUGAUGAUGAUGACGAUAAUUCCGCCCUCGGCACGUGA
This is a messenger RNA of Diaporthe citri, 1434 nucleotides long. RefSeq lists its product as uncharacterized. The coding region runs from base 1 to 1434 and encodes 477 amino acids. NCBI's taxonomy places the organism in Eukaryota, Fungi, Ascomycota, Sordariomycetes, Diaporthales, Diaporthaceae. The transcript has 4 exons. Gene Ontology annotation, molecular function: protein-phosphatidylethanolamide deconjugating activity. The record is from RefSeq and is a predicted model, not a curated record.